Molecule: messenger RNA, 4427 nt
Organism: Limulus polyphemus (Atlantic horseshoe crab)
Lineage: Eukaryota; Metazoa; Arthropoda; Merostomata; Xiphosura; Limulidae
Product: CCR4-NOT transcription complex subunit 2-like
Exons: 10
Coding region: 20-1075 (351 amino acids)
Biological process (GO): regulation of DNA-templated transcription; nuclear-transcribed mRNA poly(A) tail shortening; regulation of stem cell population maintenance
Cellular component (GO): P-body; CCR4-NOT core complex
Source: RefSeq, a predicted model, not a curated record
UUUCAGUAGUUCAAGUUCAAUGGGUAUUAUGUUUGGUGUUUCACGUAAUUCAAGGGGUUUUCCAUCUACAAGUCUGAUGAAUAACACAAUGAGUUCGGCAUUUUCUUCUAAUCCUGAAUCAAACCACUACUACAGUUACAGCAGAACAAAUGCUUUAGACCUGUCCGAGUUUCCAUCUUUGACCAACAGAGGUUCUCAGGAAACCAGUACCUCCAGUUUAGCCUCAAGUCUCAUGUCAGGUAGACCUCCUUAUGUUGGAAUGGUAAAACAACCGCCCAAUGAAUCUAGUGAGUUUCACAUACAUAAUGAAGAUUUUCCUGCUCUGCCUGGUUCUCAGAGUCAAGAAAAUAGUCAAGAUAAUUCAACUAAGGUGCCUUCAGGUAAUGGAACGGAUAAUUCAAAAGAUGGGCGGUUUCCUGGUGAUAAACCCUUAUCUUCACAAAAACGUGGUAUUCAAACAUCAAAAGAUGGUCGAGUAACCAAUAUACCACCUGGUAUGGUAAUGGAUCAAUUUGGGAUGGUUGGGCUAUUGACAUUUAUCCGGGCAGCAGAGUCAGACAACAGUUUAGUAUCCCUAGCUCUUGGUAGUGAUCUCACCACACUGGGCCUGAACCUCAAUUCUCCUGAAAAACUUUACUCCAACUUUGGUGGGCCCUGGGCAGAACAACCAUGUAGGCCACAAGACAUUGAUUAUCAUGUCCCUUCUGAGUACUUGAUCAAUCAGAACAUUCGAGAUAAACUAGCUUCUAUCAAACUAAAUCGAUAUGGGGAAGACCUCUUGUUUUUUUUGUUCUACAUGUUUAGUGGAGACAUUCUACAAUUGUCAGCAGCAGCAGAAUUAUACAGCAGGGAAUGGAGGUUUCACAAAGAUGAGAGGGUGUGGAUCACACGAGCUCCAGGCAUGGUACCAGCAGAGAAAACAGGCACUUAUGAACGAGGAACAUACUAUUUUUUUGAUGCCGCAAACUGGAGGAAGGUAGCUAAAGAGUUUCACUUGGAAUAUGAUAGGCUAGAAGAACGGCCUCACAUUCCACAAGCGUUCCCUUACAAUCUUUUCCAGACAAUGAUGUCAUAGUACACUUUUGGACCAUUUAUUAUGGUCUCCUUUAUAGUGUAAUAUAGUAGAAAGUUAUUGAACUGUAAAAGAAGUCCUAGCACAAACACUUAACAUGAAAGUUCUUAUAAUGCUUGGAAACUGUUUUGCUACUAGGCACUUUUUUUAAAGAACAUUUUAAAAGUAACAGUCAUAAUGGUCUUAUGAUCAUUGUGUCAAUUACAUCAAACCUUUAACUUCAUCUUGUACAUUUGUAUUAUUCUUUACUGUUUUCAAGAUAGUAGUGUAAUAAAUCAGAAAGGAUAAUAGUGAAAUAGUAUUAAAAAAAUCAUAUCUUAAUCUAUUGUGUUAGUGUGUUUUUGCCAGCAUUAAUAAUUGCAAUUAAUUGUUUGUGAAGUACAGGAUUUAAGGAGAAAGAUCAAGGAUUCAUCCACACAUACAACAGUUUUUGCUUUGUGGAUGUUUUGCAUAGGCAUGUCAGUGAAUAGCAGUAACCUGAGACUGUUUGUGUGAUCUUUCAAAACUUCUGAAGGAGUCUUAGAACAACUAUACAUUAUAAAAUAUAUUCUGUAUGAAAUUUCAAGAGUACUUUGUGCUGAUGACUGAUUAAGUGAUGAUAAAACCACUUUUGAAGCACAAGUAGUUUAUUAGAUAAAGCCAAAAAUAUACACUGUUAAAAUUUAUACAUGUUAAUGACAUAAAAUGCCCAACUAGUUUUGUCACAUCAAGUAUGUCAUUAUCCAGGGCAACAUUAAUACAGUCACAACUAUUGUGAUAACAUAUUUAUACUGCAAACUUCAUUAUCUCAUGGGCGCAUUAAAAAAAGUUCUACCCCAUUUCAUUGUUUAUAAGACUACUUCUAUUUUCAUAUAGUAUAAUUCAAUCUCUAUUAUUGCAUUGAUGAUAGUAUUUUUCUCUGGCAAUAAAAUAUUUUUCCAAUGUUCAUUUUAUGGUUAAUUUUAAACAGGUGUAUAAUUACGGCUAAUUUCCCUUCUCCUUCACAAUGACAGUGAUCUUCAUUUGUAUGCAGCUUCCACUGAGAUGCAGAGUGGAGUAUAUUGGUUUACCCCUGUUUAUCCAUCCUGAUCUUGUGGACAAUGAUGUCUAAAGAAUAAAUAGAUGAAUUUUGACCAAACUUAUAAAACUGGUAUUACAUACAAAGUUAUAGAUUUAAAUUUUUAAGGUUAUGGGUCAAAGGUCAAAAUAUCACUUGUUCAUAUACAUUCUGCCUCAGUAUUGUGGAAGUAUGUUCGAAAGCUGUAUAGAUGGAUUUUAAUCAAACUUGUACAACAGGUACUGUAUCAUCAAAUUAGAGGGAUUUAAUCGUGUAAUAUAAUGUUAAUGCAGACAUAGGUGUUUCAUAAACGUAACUUGCACUUGUUCAUUUUAAAAAACAACUUGUUGAUUAAAUUAGCUUCAAAUCCUCUGGUUACAGCAUUAUUUUUCAAAUAAUUGCACCUUAUAUACCUUUUUGGUCUAAACAGACAUUCUCAACCUAUGCCGAUUUGAUGUUUUAUAAACACCAAUCUUCUGAGAAAAAGUGUGGUUCAACCGUUUUUGAAGAAAUAAACAUGCACUAUUUGGUUUGCUUUACAUUUCUGCCUGUAGAGUACCAUCUGGAUUAUGUGUAAUCAACACAUCCAAAAAUGAGUCUUAUGUUUUUCACUUUCAAAGGAAAACUGUAUGUCAGGAUUAAUCAAGUUUAGGGGAUCAUGGAAUUACUUCAGCCAGUUUGUAUUGGGUAUUACUGUGAAAGUGUCACCAACAUGAAAAUCUGGUUUUUUGUCUAAUUUGGCAAAUAACUUUUCUUCAAAAUCAUCCAUACAAAUAUCACAUAGGAGAGGGAAAAGACCAGGCUAAGUCUUUGAUUUUCUUGAAAAAAAAAUUGUCACUAAAUUUGAAGUAGGAAUUACACAAUUUCCUCAAUUUUUAAUUUAUUUUUCAUCCUGGUGAGUAAACACUUCGUGUUAUUUUCUAACAAGAUAUUUAAAAUCCCAUCUUGAAUAAACUAUAAUAAAAAAUAAAUAAAUUGUGCUCUGCACUAUGGGGUUAUGGAUGUAUAAUAAAAGCAACAGUCAAAUUCCACCACUCAGUUAGAUUAGCCUGUGAGUUAGUGAUAAGUAGUGUUGAUUUGCUACCUUCUCUUUAGAUCACUUCAGUAUUAUGGAUGACUAGUGCAGAUAGCUCUUGAAUAGGUUUGCACAAAAUUCAAUAAACAAAUAAUAGAUCUGAUAGUUAAUUCUUCUUUAAGUAACUUAGGUAGACAAUAAAAUCUUGGUGGGAUAACAUUGGAAGGUAGAAUAUUUUGUUUUUCUUUACUUGACAAAUAUUUAAUCUUCAUUUCAACUUUAAUCUGUUCCAUAGUUUUUCCUGUGGGGUCACAUUUUAUAUAAGAACCAUAUAAUAAUAACUUAUCAGCUGCUUCGUUAUAUAUUUUUAUUUAUAAUAUCAGUUUUUUCCUCCUUUAUCCAGCUUUGUUAUAAUAACAUCUUUGUUAACUUGUAUAUAUGUAUAGUACCUCAUAUUUAUGUUUAUAGAAUUGUAUUUUAAAAUGUUAAGCACUUGAAUUCUAAGUUAUUGACUUUGUAAUGAAAUGUACAUCACAAAUACUAGCUCCUGAUUCAGGAACUGUUUUUUUUUUAGGAUUCACUUUUCCUUGAGUGGUUAGGGUGCUUAACUCACAGUCUGUGGGUUGCAGGUCAAAUCUCCAUCCCACCAAACAUGCUUGCCCUUUCAGCCAUAAGGCAUUACAAUGUGAUGGUCAGUCCCACUGUUCAUUGGUAAAAGAUUAGCCCAAGAGUUGGUGGUGUUGACUAGCUGCCUUUCCUCUGGUCUUUUAAUGCUAAAUUAGAGACGGCUAGUGCAGAUAGCCCUGGUGCAGCUUUGCACAAAAUUCAAAUCAAACCAAACUUUGAGUGUUACCCUUGAUAAUGACAAACUUGAUGUGUCUAAACUAGUUUAGUAUAGUUAGUUUAUAUUAAUAUUAACAAUAUCUGGUUAAUUUAUGGUAUUAUCCAUUAAACUAGUUGUGCUGUUUUAUUAAAAAUAUAUUCUACCAUAUAUCAGUACAAACACAUACAAAGAAAAUACUGCACUGCCCCUAAAUGCCAAAACAUGCUACUGUUAUUUCACUCUUAUUUUCAUGGCUUUAUGUAUAAAAUCAUUGCAUACUAAUUCUUUGUUUUUAAGUAAUUAUUUUUAAAAGUCCCAUUUGGAACUUGAAUGAGAUUUUAAAGAACAAAUGUACAAUAUUAUCCCCAAAAGACUCAGAGAAUGAAUAUACUGCCAUAAUUAUAAGUUUCCAAUAUUACUUAGCUAGUUAAACCACUACAGUAUAUGAGAAUAAUAAUAAAUAAAAACUCGUUUCUCUGCU